This is a messenger RNA of Cavenderia fasciculata, 1488 nucleotides long. Its product is annotated as protein kinase C substrate 80K-H like protein. The transcript has 6 exons. Gene Ontology annotation, cellular component: glucosidase II complex. The record is from RefSeq and is a predicted model, not a curated record. Gene Ontology annotation, biological process: N-glycan processing. NCBI's taxonomy places the organism in Eukaryota, Evosea, Eumycetozoa, Acytosteliales, Cavenderiaceae. Gene Ontology annotation, molecular function: protein binding. The coding region runs from base 1 to 1488 and encodes 495 amino acids.
AUGAAACUAUUAUUCUCUUUAUUCAUUAUCAUUGUUGCAUUUAUUGCAGUUUCACAAUGCACUAAAGAUAGUGGUAACAACAACAAGAACAAGUUAUCACCUCAAUUUGGUGUACCACCUGAAAAAUUAGAAUAUUAUAAGGGUGAAACAUUUACAUGCUUUGGAUCGGGUAAAACGAUCCCAAUCGAUUACGUCAACGAUGACUAUUGCGAUUGUCCAGAUGGAUCUGAUGAACCAGGCACAAGUGCAUGUUCAAAUGGUCAAUUCUAUUGUAAGAAUAAGGGAUACAAGGGUCAAUUGAUCUCAUCUAUCUUGGUCAAUGAUGGUAUUUGCGAUUGUUGUGAUGGAUCUGAUGAACAAUCAGGAUUGAUUAAAUGUCAAGACAGUUGUGCAGAAUUAAGCAAGGAAAUGAGAAAGGCUAGAGAAGAAGCCAUCCAAAAGUACACAACUGGACUCAAGAUUAAAGAAGAGAUGAUCAAUGAAGCCGUCGAAAUAUUAAAGACUAAAAAGGAGGAACUUGAAAAGUCUAGAAAGGAACACGAACCAUUGAAACAAACCAUCAAAGAGUUGGAAGUUGCAAAGGAGGCUCUUGAAGCUAAAAAGAAGGAAAGAGAGGAACAACUUGAAGCUGAAAGAAAGUUAAAGGAACAAAUUGAAAGACAACAAAAUGAAACUGAACAAGCUGCCAACGGUGACACCCAAGAUAAAACUGCUCAACCAGAAGAAACCAACACCAACAACAGAACCAUUUACUUUUGGUGUAGAUGGAGAAACUGGAAUGACACCAAAUGUUAUCAACCAAAACCAAAAGAACCUGAAGAUCCACAAUUAGAAGAAACUAAAAAUGGUAAGAUUCAUCAUCGUCGUCAUCUUCACUUUAUUUAUACACAUCUUAUUAUAUUUUGUUUCUAUUAUUUUUUAUUUUGUCUAAAAAUAGUAAAGGCAACCCUUUUAGAUACAUUGCAAGAAAUGGUAUCAGCAGCUGUUGAUGUUAUAAGCCAAUACUUGCCACAAUCUAAAAUAUCUGAAUUGUCAAAAAUUGAAGAAAUUGAUCGUGAACUUAGAGAAAAGAAUAGACAAUUAAGAGACAAUAUUGAACAAACCGAGAAAUUAGAAAAGCUUUUAAUCACUGAUAUGGGACCAGACAAUGUUUUCUUGCCACUCUAUGGAAGAUGUUUUGAUGCACCCACCAAAGACUAUACCUACACCAUGUGUCCAUUUGAAAAUUCCAAGCAAGGACAUACCAGUCUCGGUAGAUUCGAAGAAUGGGGACCAAACCACUCAUCCAUGUCCUUUACCAAUGGUGUUCAAUGUUGGGGUGGACCAAAGCGUAGUCUCAAGGUUCAAGUCGAAUGUGGCUCUGAAAACAAGAUCUACGAUGUCCAAGAACCAUCAAAGUGUGAAUACUCUAUGAAAUUCUCAACUCCUGCUCUUUGUGACAAGGAACAUCUUUUGGUUUUACAAUUGGAAGAUGAUCAUCAAUUUUAA